Molecule: messenger RNA, 1618 nt
Organism: Pocillopora damicornis (cauliflower coral)
Lineage: Eukaryota; Metazoa; Cnidaria; Anthozoa; Scleractinia; Pocilloporidae
Product: acidic phospholipase A2 DE-II
Biological process (GO): lipid catabolic process; arachidonate secretion; phospholipid metabolic process
Molecular function (GO): phospholipid binding; calcium ion binding
Source: RefSeq, a predicted model, not a curated record
UGCAAAGGGUCAAACUAUGAAAUCAAAACAAGAUAUAAUUUAGAGUUAGGGUAGGAGCAGAUGAAUGUUUUUGAAGCAAAAACGGCAUACACUGAAAUCUGUUGGUUUUAUGUCGAAUAAUAAUUGCAGUACCAUAGGGUAUUGAUUGGUGGACUUUUACCUUUCCCUCAUUGAACCCUUUGUUUCAAUGAAUUAACAGUUCAAGUAGCUCAGUUCGAUUGACGAGAAAGUGCUUUCUCUUUGUCAGUUUUGCGUUGUUGGCAACAAUAGCGGAUUAGUUUCUAUUUCCUAUAUCAGGUGAGCUAAUUCUGACAACAGGUGCGUUUGUUCAUUUCGUGUUGAUUUGCCAUUUGUCAUAAUUAUCUUAUAACAUGAAUACAUGUCAUCAAGAAGUAGCAGUUUCAUAAACUGUGGCAAUUUUUUCAUGGGUUCAAAUAAUUUUUAAAUUCUUAGGUUCAAUAUCCAAUACUGUAUUUUUUGAUCACCAAUGCUUGUGCUUAUGCUCUUGUUUGGGAGAAACACUACCCCUUUAUAUAACCUUUGGAUUUACUAAAAUUGCACACGAAUGAAAGAUGUUGGUGUUGGUGCUGUUAUUUUUAUUGUCCUUAUCGUUGUUUAUGCUGUUGUUAUUGCAAGUGUUAUCCGUGAAUGAGCAGAAAUCAGAACAUUAUCCAUGGUAAUCCUUGUUUGGCUUUGAUUAAGGGAAUAUUCCAUCGACACUGACAGAAGCAAACAUACGUGUUAAUUAAUAUGCACAAAUGUGAUUGAGUGACUUACUUAAACAAAGCUAUACAAUUAAGAACAGCUUGGUUCAGUGUUGUUCAAUCUAAUCUACUUCACGCACAAGUGAUAAAUUCACUGGUACUCUGUGAAGAUUCAAUUUUCAAUACAUUGCAUCAUGAAGAUGUGCGUUUGGUUAUUGAUUGCUCUGGCAAUAACCCCUAAAGGUGGAGAAUCCUCCCCUCCAAUGGGAAAGAAAUUACACAAUUAUAUCGAAGAAAAGGACUCCACUCGCGAUGAACAAGAUAAUUUAGUGACGCGGAAGGAGAGGAAUGUUGGGCAAUUUGGCGCCAUGAUCGCUUGUGAAGUUAAAGAUCUGAGAUCGUCAGUCCUUAACGGCUACGGGUGCUUCUGUGGAUUAGGAGGGAAAGGGAAACCUCUCGACGACAUUGACCUAUGCUGCUAUGUCCACGACAAUUGUUAUGGCGACAUACAAAGAACAAAGAUAUGUGGCCCAGAUCCUAAUGCAGUGUAUUAUGUGACAUACCGGACACAGGGGUGCAGCGGCUGCAGAGGAUAUCAUUUCCUGUGGUUCCUUGGAUAUGGAAACAGCAAGUGUCAGAAGAAGCUCUGCGAAUGCGAUGGCGUUGCGGCCCGUUGCUUCAAAAGCCACUUCUCGAAGCUGCAAGAUCGUUACAUAAACUAUGAUAAAUCAAAGUGUUAGGAAUCACCUCAAGCUCCGAAACUCUUUCUGCAUCUGAACAAUAAUAAAAGAUAUGAAGUGAAAUGAAUAGCAUUUUCAGGAACAUGAAAUAAACUUUAGUGGUAGCUGUACUGAAAAACAAUUUAUCUAAUACUAAUACAAUGUAUCAGAAAUAGACUGAUUUCCUGAAAAGAA